GGGAAGGGGUUGGGCUGUGCUGCAUCCACUCACCUCUGACUGACUGACUGACUGAAUCCAGUCUCCACCUUUCAUCCCUCAACUUGUCCCGCGUAAAGAUGGGCGCGUUUGGUGGCGACCGGACCCGGUGAGAGAAAACUAAAAAGUGCGGGAAGAAUGCGGUCGGACGGAGGAACCGUGAGUAACUGGAGUGUCUAUGGGCGGCGGUGAUGUUUGCAAUUGGUGACUGCAGAAAUUGCCAACGUGUCGGCGAGUCGGCAGACCACAGCUUGUUUCUGGUGCGCUCCUGGAGAGGAAGAACGGACAUGUGAAUGAGAGCGAUCCGGCUCCCGCGGCUGAAAGAAACUGCUUUGGCUGUUUUUUUUACUUCACUCACUUGAAAUCCUUACAAAGUCCGAUUGAUAAAUUGAUUGUGGAGUUGUUGUUUUUUUUUUUUUUUUUUUUUUUUUUUUUCCCUGCUGGAGAAGGAAUUGAUGCGCCGGUAGCUUUUACGCGGCCAAUAUGCCAGAAUGGGUCCUCUACAGUAUUUAUUUCUCUGUGGACUUCUGUACACCCAGACUCACGGGUCUCGCCUUCGCCAAGAAGAUUCCCCUCCCCGCAUUGUGGAGCAUCCUUCUGACCUCACUGUGUCCAAAGGGGAGCCGGCCACCCUCAACUGUAAGGCAGAGGGCCGCCCGACCCCCACAGUGGAAUGGUACAAAGACGGGGAGCGCGUGGAGACCGACCGUGACAACCUCCGAUCCCACCGGAUGCUGCUGCCCAGUGGCUCCCUCUUCUUCCUACGCAUAGUCCACGGACGGCGGAGCAAGCCGGAUGACGGCAGCUACGUGUGUGUGGCCCGAAACUAUCUGGGAGAGGCCGUAAGCCGGAACGCAUCUCUAGAAGUGGCAUUGCUGCGCGACGACUUCAGGCAGAACCCGCAGGAUGUGGUGGUGGCGGUUGGGGAGACGGCAAGUUUUGAAUGUCAGGCUCCACGUGGUCAUCCUGAACCCACCACCUUCUGGAGGAAAGAUAAAGCUCGUCUUGACCUCAACAAUGACAGGAUCACGGUUCGUGGAGGGAAGCUGACGAUCUCCAACACCAAGAAAAGCGACGCGGGGAUUUACGUGUGCGUGGCGGCCAACAUGGUCGGAGAGCGAGAGAGCGAAAAAGCCCAACUCUCAGUAUUUGAGAGACCCGUGUUCGUGCAGCGGCCUGUGAACCAGGUGGUCUUAGUGGACGAGAUCGUGGAGUUCAGGUGUCAGGUCCACGGUGACCCCCCGCCUACGCUCCGCUGGAAGAAGGAGGAUGUGGAUAUUCCUCGUGGCAGGUAUGACAUCAGAUACGAGAAGGAGGACUUCCUGUUGAGGAUCAAGAAAGCCUCGGUCAGCGAUCAGGGGACCUUCACUUGCCUUGCAGAGAACCGCGUGGGUAAAGCCGAAGCAUCUGCCUACCUGACCAUCAGAGCUCGCCCUGUCGAGGCACCUCAGUUUGUGGUGCGGCCUCGUGACCAGAUCGUGGCUCAAGGACGGACGGCUACCUUUCCCUGUGAGACCAGAGGCAAACCUCAGCCCACCGUCUUCUGGCAAAGAGAGGGCAGUAAGGAUCUCCUGUUCCCCAAUCAGCCAACGCAGGGUGACAACCGCGUGUCCGUGUCCGAAAAGGGAGAGCUGACCAUCUCAUCAGUGCAGCGCUCGGACGCAGGAUAUUAUAUCUGCCAGGCGCUCACUGUGGCGGGCAGCAUCAUGGCCAAGGCCCAGCUUGAGGUAGCAGACGCCCUGAAGGACCGCCCACCGCCGAUCAUCCGUCAGGGCCCGUCCAACCAAACGCAGGUGCUGGGAGGUUUGUCUGUGCUCAGGUGUCAGGCGUCAGGGGACCCGGAGCCGACAGUCACCUGGAGGAAGAACGGGGCCAGUCUGCUGGGAAAAGACCCGCGAUUUUCCCUGCUGGAGCACGGCAGCCUUCAGAUCCAGAGUACCACACUGUCGGACUCAGGGUUGUACACCUGCGUUGCGACCAGCUCCAGCGGAGAGACGUCAUGGAGCGCCUACUUGGAUGUCAGAGACUCCACUGACCUCAUGGACUUCGUCUCUCACAACGCCACCGCCCUCCCAGGGCCUCCCUCCAAGCCAGAGGUCACUGAUGUGACCAAGAGCAGUAUCUCGUUGUCAUGGGAACCGGGGCCAGAGGCGGGCUCCCCAGUGUCCUCCUAUGUCAUCGAGGCUUUUGGCCAGUCAGUGAGUAACAGCUGGCAGACAGUCGCCGACCACGUGAAGACCACCGAGUCCACGGUCAAGGACCUCCGUCCCAACACUGUUUACCUGUUUAUCAUUAGGGCAGUCAACGCUCAAGGGCUUGGGGACCCGAGUCCGAUGUCUGAGCCUGUCCGCACUCAAGACAUUAGUCCCACAGCCCAGGGAGUGGACCACCGCCGUGUGCAGAAGGAGCUGGGGGAUGUGGUGGUCAACAUGCAUAAUCCUGUCGUUCUCAGCUCCACUUCAGUGCAAGUCACAUGGACUGUGGAGAAUCCGUCCCAGUUCAUUCAGGGCUACCGCGUUCUUUACCGGCAAACUUCAGGGCUGCCCUCCCCGGGACCUUGGCAGAUACAAGACCUGAAGGUUGCAUCAGAGAGAGACCUCACGCUCCUGGAUUUAAAGAAAGGCAUUGUCUAUGAGAUUAAAGUGAGGCCAUACUUCAACGAGUUCCAGGGAGCCGACAGUGAAUCCAUGACUGCACGCACCUUGGAAGAAGCACCCGGAGCGCCUCCACAGCAAGUGACGGUGUUGACAGUGGGAAACCACAACAGCACAUCCAUCAGCGUGUCGUGGGACCCGCCUCCAUCCGACCAGCAGAACGGCAUCAUCCAGGAGUACAAGAUCUGGUGCUUGGCCAACGAAACCCGCUUUCACGUCAAUAAGUCCGUGGACGCAACCAUCCGUUCAGUGGUAGUCGGGGGCCUGCAGACCGGAGUGCAGUACCGCGUGGAGGUGGCGGCAGGCACCAGCGCCGGGGUGGGGGUCAAGAGCAAACCCCAGCUCAUCAUCCUGGGUGCAGAACUGAGGGACGUGAUGACAGGCUCGGACGGCAACAAUAGCAUCUCCGACGUGGUGAAGCAGCCGGCCUUCAUCGCCGGGCUGGGAGGGGCCUGCUGGAUUGUCCUCAUGGGGUUCAGUGCCUGGCUGUACUGGAGGAGGAAAAAAAGGAAGGGACUUAGUAACUAUGCAGUUCAGUCCUUCACCUUCACCCGAGCAGUUACUUUCCAAAGAGACAGGGGCCUGAUCAGAAAUGGAAGCCGUCCGGGGCUGUUGAAAGCGGGGGAUCCGGGCCUUCCCUGGCUGGCUGACUCCUGGCCCUCCACGAGCCUCCCGGCUAACGGCGGCUUAGGGAGCCCGAAGGGCGGCGGAAACUUUGGCCGAGGAGAUGUUUUACCGUCUGCGGCGGUGGAGAAAACGGGCACCAUGCUGUCUGAUGGUGCCAUCUACAGCAGCAUUGACUUCAUGGGGAAGGCGGGCUACAGCAGCCCGGCUCGAGGCGGCCAGCCCACCCCCUACGCCACCACGCAGAUACUGCAGUCCAACAGCUUCCACGAGCUGGCCGUGGACCGGCCGGAUCCCCGCUGGAAGGCCUCUCUCCAGGCCCAGCAGGAGAUAGCAAACCUGGGCUACUCGCUAACCGACAGACGCCCUGGCAAUGGUGCAAAGGUUGGGAAGAAAAAGAAGGCGAAGGGUGGAACGAAAACCUCUAAAUCAAAUGGGACAUGCUGGGCGAACAUGCCGCUCCCUCCGCCGCCGAUGCACCCGCUCCCUGGUACCGAGGUUGACCUUGACCGUUACCCCCAGGAGAAUCAUGCAGCAGGCUACGACAGCAAUAGCUGGGCCCCGCCGAUGUCCGUGCAGACCUACCGGCACCAGGGUCUGGACAGCGAGGUAGAACAGGAGCGAGGUCCCACUCCUCCCCUCCGAGGACGAUCGUCAUCGCCGGCAGCGGCUACCUUCAGCCAGCCCUCGUCCUCCUCUCUCAGUUCGGCACACCACGAAGAGAUGCAGUCCAUUCUGCAGGCCCACCUGGAUGAGCUGACCAGAGCUUACCAAUACGAGGUGGCCAAGCAAGCAUGGCACAUGAAGAGCAGUCCAAAUGUCUCCAACAGCCCCAUGGACUUCAUGUCCAGCACUCUGGGCUCCGAUCUGGGAGCCACUCUCCUCUCAGAGGAGGACGAGGAGGACGAGGAGGAUGAGAGAUACGCCGUGGUUUCAAAGAAUUUGUGUGGCUUUGAAUACACGCCCGGCCACAGUGUGGACAACCUUGAUGGCUCAGGUAAGGCCUCCAAGCAGUGUCACUCGGAUAGCUUUGGCACGGCGGACCACAGUGCACCAGGCACACACAGCCUCGGACACAAGAGGGCACCACUUACUGGCCACAAACCUCAGACAGACAAGGUUGGAACGCUUCCCAGACAGAGAGACUCCAACACAGACGCAGCCCACACACCGGCCAUAAAGUCCCUGCACGGCAUGGGCUCCCACAUGCACAGCUCGUGGGCAGCUGCAGCCUCGGACCCCUCGGAGGAGUGCAUGGUGACAGUGUCGACGCUGGAGCGGCAGCAUAUGGCGUCCUGGAGCGGCACGACAUCAUCCGGCAGGGCCACCCUGGGUAGGGGUCACAAGAGACCUGGCACAGACCCCUCACACAACGGGCAUCCGUCCACAAACGGCACAGAGAAGCGGGAGCACUAGUCUACGUGAAGCAUCAUUCCCUGCGGUUGCUGCCUGUCCCAGGACACCUUGUUUCUUAUAAGCGCUAUGAGAUUCCCUCUCUGCGAGUGACACAGAAUGAUGUUUGGAAGACGGCGAGGAGGCAGAAUGAAGACAAAAGAGGCGAAAUUGUGCGAGAUGAAAUGCAGAGCUGUAAAUGUCAUGUACAGACACAGACACCAACUCUCACAGUGUUCUUUUCAUCCCCCUCCCUUCUUCAAAAGAGUAAAACCGUAUGUUACAUGUCUGCUUCUAUUUUCUGUCACAUGGUGUACAGCAGUUCACACAGUGGAGACCAAGAAGAAGAAAAAAAAAAAACCCACCACAAAUCGGCUAAUUAAAACGAAAAAGGGACUUGCAUAAUUUGUAAAUAAGUUUUUUUUUUAAUGUUUUCUGUUUGUUUGUUUUUCUUUGCUUUGCUAUGCAAGCCAAACCCAACGUUGUCUCUUUUGUGAUUUAUAACUGUGAAUCAUUUUUCAUUAAUGCUCAAACUGUUAGCUUACGUCGACGAAGCUACCGUAUUGUUGUACUUUGCACAGAGCGUUUUUUUGGUGAAAAUAAGCACAAACUCAUUGUCAGCUGAGCUGAGGAGGAGAAUCAUGACGGCGAAGAGGCGAACACGAGAUGUAUACUUGGCUGUGCUGUAAUUCUGUUGAGAAAUACUCACUUAUUGAAGGGAGGAGAGAAAAAAAAAACACAGAUAAAUGCUUGGAACUAAUAUGCCAAAAUAACUGUGUUUUAUACUUCUUGCUGGGAAUCCUGUUAUGCAUUAUAUUAACGAUGGCUCUC
This is a messenger RNA of Salarias fasciatus (jewelled blenny), 5519 nucleotides long. RefSeq names its product roundabout homolog 2-like. The coding region runs from base 510 to 4712 and encodes 1400 amino acids. Gene Ontology annotation, molecular function: protein binding. NCBI's taxonomy places the organism in Eukaryota, Metazoa, Chordata, Actinopteri, Blenniiformes, Blenniidae. The record is from RefSeq and is a predicted model, not a curated record. The transcript is spliced from 28 exons.